Molecule: messenger RNA, 2468 nt
Organism: Tetranychus urticae (two-spotted spider mite)
Lineage: Eukaryota; Metazoa; Arthropoda; Arachnida; Trombidiformes; Tetranychidae
Product: nucleolar protein 9
Biological process (GO): endonucleolytic cleavage in ITS1 to separate SSU-rRNA from 5.8S rRNA and LSU-rRNA from tricistronic rRNA transcript (SSU-rRNA, 5.8S rRNA, LSU-rRNA); endonucleolytic cleavage to generate mature 5'-end of SSU-rRNA from (SSU-rRNA, 5.8S rRNA, LSU-rRNA); ribosomal small subunit export from nucleus
Cellular component (GO): preribosome, small subunit precursor; nucleolus; 90S preribosome
Molecular function (GO): RNA binding
Source: RefSeq, a predicted model, not a curated record
CCUAGGACUCCGAGUCCUUUAGAGACUAUUAAACGAAUUGAUUUUGAUGUUGAUUAUUUUAACCGAAUGUCAAGACGGAUUCAAGAUGGCUUUAAAGAUGACAUUGACAGGGAUGGAAAAUAUUACAAUUCUUACAUUUAUAUUUACUAUGCUAAAUGUUAUACUGUAUAAAAUCAAUAUUAUUGUGGCAAAUUGGUAAACAAUCUUGUUAUUUAAGACUUCACUUAAGUAUUGUUUAACUUAUUAGAUGAUACGAUUUGCAUUGCCUGUAUAAUUACCUAUUUGUUGAACCAAAAGAUAUCAGAGUUGAAAACGCAAAAGAAAGAGAGAGAGAGAAAAAUGCAUUGUUUGUUUCUAUCGUUUGCUCGUAUGUGUUUUUGGAUUAACUUGUUCCAUGUGUUUCUAUUGUAUCAAUUCAUGUAGACCUAGGUCUUUUUAAGCAUUUUGUUACUUAUUUAUGACAGACUCAGGUCUUACUAGUUCAAUUUCACGAUUAAAUAAGAAUUGACAUCGUAAAUGGUUUCUAGGUUUAUUCCAUCUUCUGAUGUGUUUUGUAUUUCCCUUCACCAACUCUUGCUAAUUUUCAUGCUUUAUCCCUUUUAUUUGGCCAAUUAUUUACUCAUCAUCAUUGUAUUUAUGAAUUUGUUAAAUAGUGGUAUUUGUUGAAAGUAUUAUGAAAACAGUUAAAGGUAAAGAAUUGGAUUUGUCUGGUUUCAAACAUCCUUCAACUUGUAUACAAUGGGUUAUUGAAAACUCUACUAACCUGGUAGUCAUCAAGUCUUUGGCUUUAGCUUUCUAUCCCAAAGGAUUGGAUACCGAAAUCUUGUCUAACCAACACACUAGUCGAGUGAUUCAGCUUUUAUUGGAAGCUUCGCUAAAGAUUCUCUCAAAUGAGUAUACUUUUGGUGGCCAUAGACCAGAAACACCGACUCGCCAUGGUAAAUGGACGGAACAAUUUAUAUGUGCUUUCUCUCAGUUUGUUAUCAUUAACAUGGACACCAUUUUAUCGGAUGGCAAUGGAACACAUGUUAUGGUAACCGUAAUUGAAGCCUUGGGAGGUGUUCGCAUUGGUCGCCAUUGGUCUAGAAAGACAAUUGGCUUUGCUCUUAAAUCGUCCAUUAUCACGGAACUUGAAAAGGACAAUGUAAUCAAAGAAAUACCUCCUUCUUUUACCCGAUUGAUGAUAAAAAUUGCCAAAAAAUUGAUAAUCCGUCGUCCAGAUCGUGAUUUAAAAGAGAUUAUUCUUGGUCGAGGUACAGCUUUGAUUCAAAAUUUACUCUUUAUCCUCAUGGUUAGACUACCCGAGGUUUGUGAGAUUACGGUUAAACGUUUGGUUUACAUAAUUUUUUCCUCCGAGGAAAACAAAUUUGCCAUUACCACCAAUUCAGCCUCAGCAUAUCUUGUGGAAGCCAUUAUGCUUGUUUGCUCACAACGUCGUCUAACACAAUUAUGGCAUAGAUACCUUAAAGGUAAACUAAUGGAAAUGUGGAAAGACGAUAUUGCCAAUUUUGUUGUUCAACGGUUAAUUGACGCUGUUCAAGAUAUAGACUUGUUUAAAUAUAUUUGUGAUGAAGUAUUUCCUGAACUUGGAAACGUAUUCGCAUACAAUCGAGCUGGAAUUGGAGUUUGCCUUGCCAAAGCGUGUUUACGAUUCAAAUCAAUGCAAGAACCAUUUGUUAAUGCUCUGAUAACAGCAUUCAAUUGUGAGGCUCGUCAAAUUCACUUGGUACCUGCAAUGCUUUUCGGUGAAUUAAAACAUCGCCGUUCUCUCUGGCUCCAUGGAUCUUUAAUGCUUCAAUAUAUAUUUCGUUUUGAAGAUCCCUGCAGAGUAUCCAGAAGUCUUAUAUCAUUGGAACCUCAUCGUCUGGUUGAAAUAUGCUCUGAUAAAAGUGGAAGUCAUGUAAUUGACUGUUUUCUUAAAUCAGAUAAUGUACCAGAAAAAUUCAAAGCCCAAUUUAAAGAAAAAAUGAGAUCCUGUUCAAUCAACUCUGUUACCGAUGAAGACAAGGAAGAAGAUUCUUACAACAAUCGGAAAACAAAAGGAAACCGUGUACAUAAACAAAGACCAAGAACCGGGCGAAGAGCACCUUUACCUUAUGAACGAAGGGAUAGAAGCCCAAUCACCCACAAAGGAAGGGAUAUCAUUUUCCACCGUCGAUGUAACACCGCUGAUAGAGAUGGGUAUCAGGCUUCAUACUCAGCUAGACGAACAACUAUUUACCGAAUUGGUGAAAAGCGAAGUUUAAGUCGAUCACCGUCUAUACCAAGAGCCAGAAUUAUACGAAUAAACUGAUUAUCUGUGAAGCUCCGAAUUAUUCUGUUACUCCAAAAUUUCUUCAAUGUUUCUGUAGUUUAGCUGUUAUCACGUUUGCUUCCCAUGCAAAAGGAAUUCCAAUUCGAACUCGAGCCAAUCACUCGUCGAUUCUCUGCUCAUUUUCAACAAUUAAUCUAAUUUUUUCUCCCAAAAC